CUGAGCAAAAGAGUGGGAAGGAAAGGGAGAAAUCCUUCGAUUCGUAGCUUCACUCUCUCUUGUGCAGCCGUGCUUCUUCUUCGUCUCCUUUCGGGAAAGCUGCUGGGAUUAGGGUUUCUUCUUCCUGGUUCUUUCCUGUGUUUGCGUCCGUGCACCUGCGGUUGAGUUUUCUUUCUUCUUCGUCUUCUUUUCGUCGCAUCGUUGCGGGAUCCAGAAGGAGGAAGGAUGGACGUGAAUCUGAAUGCUCCCCACUCCAUGGGCACGACGAUUAUCGGAAUCACCUACGACGGGGGCGUUGUUCUCGGCGCCGACUCUCGGACCAGCACUGGGAUGUACGUUGCAAACAGGGCAUCCGACAAGAUCACGCAAUUGACUGACAACGUCUAUUUGUGCCGCUCUGGAUCGGCUGCUGAUUCACAGAUAGUUUCUGAUUAUGUUCGAUACUUUCUUGAUCAACACACAAUACAACUUGGACAGCCUGCUACUGUUAAAGUUGCUGCUAACUUAAUACGGCUUUUAUCUUACCAAAACAAAAAUAUGCUGCAAACUGGCCUGAUUGUUGGUGGGUGGGAUAAGUAUGAAGGGGGACAAAUAUUUUCUAUACCCCUUGGAGGAACUAUCCUGCAACAACCUUUUGCUAUCGGAGGAUCUGGCUCCAGUUACCUGUACGGUUUCUUUGACCAAGCUUGGAGGGAAGGGAUGACAAGGGACGAAGCUGAGAAUUUAGUGGUGAAGGCUGUGUCUCUGGCCAUAGCUCGAGAUGGAGCUAGUGGGGGAGUUGUGCGCACCGUCACUAUAAACUCUGAGGGCGUUGCAAGAAAAUACUAUCCAGGAGACAUCCUCCCACUAUGGCACGAGGAGAUUGAGGCAACCGGCUCUCUGCUGGAUUUGCUUUGACAUUCUAGUCCUGAGCCCAUGACCUCUUGAGGCUUUUUGGCUGCCUUCAUGGGUUUCGUGCUUAAGAAGUCAAACUCCUCCUCGGGUUAUUGAUCCUUCAGUUUCAUUGGUUGUCUUUCUACUUGUUCAGGACCAAACAGCCAUGUGUUACUCUUUUCUCUUCUUAGUGACAAAUGAGAUUGCUAAUACACUUAUUACUUUUGCCUAGUCUUCAGGCAACCAUGGGGAGGCCUGCAAGUUCUUACCGUUUUCUUCCAUGAGAUUUUAGGACGUGAUUUGUGCCCUUGUAUUGGGGAAAAAUCAAAGGAAUGCUCGUUCUGUUAAUUAAUUUUUUCUUGGUAUUUUGUGGCA
Messenger RNA from Nymphaea colorata (pocket water lily), 1248 nucleotides. RefSeq names its product proteasome subunit beta type-6. Gene Ontology annotation, molecular function: threonine-type endopeptidase activity. The transcript is spliced from 8 exons. Bases 226 to 897 code for a protein of 223 amino acids. Gene Ontology annotation, cellular component: proteasome core complex. Lineage: Eukaryota; Viridiplantae; Streptophyta; Magnoliopsida; Nymphaeales; Nymphaeaceae. The record is from RefSeq and is a predicted model, not a curated record.